Messenger RNA from Ceraceosorus bombacis, 190 nucleotides. NCBI's taxonomy places the organism in Eukaryota, Fungi, Basidiomycota, Exobasidiomycetes, Ceraceosorales, Ceraceosoraceae. The record is from the annotation of a GenBank genome assembly.
AUGCCUCGCGCGGCUGCGCUGCUGCCCAAUCUGCAACCUUAGUAUGAGGAUGCGCUUGCUGAUGCUGCCGGCUGCCUUCAGCUUGGUUGCUGAAGCCAAUGAAGCCAAGCCGGGCGCCGGUCGAGGCACAACUAGAUCCAAGGAAAAUGUCUGUCGUGUUGCGCUCAAAUGGCCAACAGACCCCUCUUGA